Molecule: messenger RNA, 1338 nt
Organism: Ixodes scapularis (black-legged tick)
Lineage: Eukaryota; Metazoa; Arthropoda; Arachnida; Ixodida; Ixodidae
Product: putative sodium-coupled neutral amino acid transporter 7
Exons: 9
Coding region: 1-1338 (445 amino acids)
Biological process (GO): amino acid transmembrane transport
Molecular function (GO): amino acid transmembrane transporter activity
Source: RefSeq, a predicted model, not a curated record
AUGGUCGAAUACAAGUUGUCUCAACUCGAGGACAAUGGCGCGGUCGUACGCGACCCUACCAAAGAUUCCACGCCAAGCUCCGCCGAGACCGGCACCUUGUCCUGGUACUCUGUGGCCGUCGUGCUGGCAACCACCGCGCUCGGGGCCGGUGUGCUCAAUUUCCCCGCAGCCUAUGAUCAUGCCGGCGGCAUCCUGGUGGCUACUCUCCUGCAAAUGCUCAUGGUUUUUGCCCUCGGUGUGACUGUUGUAGUCCUGGCGUACUGUUCCGACGUCAACAAGGACCGCACGUACCACGGCAUCGUGCUGUCAAUGUGCGGGCCAAGAUGGCGCUUCCUGGUCGCUGUGUCCGUUCUGCUCACUUGCUAUGGCGUCUGCGUUACCUACCUCUUGGUCCUCGGGGAUCAGUUCGACCGCCUAUUUGCAUCGUUCUACGGACAAGACUUUUGCCACAAAUGGUACAUGAGUCGCCAAUUCACCAUUUCCAUUAUGGCGUUCAUUUUCGUCAUGCCGCUUUGUUUUCUCCGCCGAAUCAACUACCUUCAGUACGCCAGUUCACUGGGAAUCGUGGCCGUCCUAUACCCGUGUUUCUUGACUGUGUUCGUGUACUACACCACGGACGUCCGCGACGUUGUGAUAAAAACUGCUCCCACCAGCUUCAUGGAUCUUCUAGUCACCGUUCCAGUAUUCUGCUUCGCUUAUCAGACGCAUGAGGUGGCCAUCCCGGUGUAUGCGGCCAUGCGAGACCGUGCCUUAACACCCUUGGCCAAAGCAAUAGCCUGCAGCAUGCUCCUGCUACUGGUGGCGUAUUGCGUGGUGGGCACUUUUGGCUACCUGGCGUACGGUGCUGCUGUGCGGCCUGACAUCAUGGAAAUGUUUGACGCGACCCAAACCUGGGUACAAUUCGGCGUGGUGGCGCUUAUCAUCAAGAUGAUUGUCACCUAUCCGCUGCCUGCCAUCUGCGGACGAGACACGCUGGAGGGCCUGUACAGGGACUGGAGCCGCUGGCCAACCAAUGUCGCAGCGGAGGGCAAGAGGAGGCGCCGGUUCUUCCUGUCCUUCGGCUGGUUCGCCAGUAGUGUCUGUUUGGCGGUGUUGCCCGUCGACAUCGGCGUGGCCGUCAAGAUCCUCGGCUGCCUUGCCGCGCUGAACAUAUUCUUGUUCCCUGGUCUCUGUCUUCUGGGCCUGCUCCAGAAGACCGUCGUCGUCUCUCACCCGCACUGGCUCUGCUUCCUGGCCGUAGUCAUGAUCGUCGUGGGUGGAGUUCUCUCCCUGGCGGUUCUGGUGCAGACGGUCCUGGUCGACCUGGUUUCUGGACGGGCUCAUCAGCUCUGCUCGUGA